GUGGGUGCACGGCAUCGCGAAGGGCUGCGGCUUCCCCGAGCCCACCCGACAGAGGGAGCGCGGGCAGUGGGUCCGCAGCAACCCGAUGCUCUCCUCCCAGGAGCUUCCCGGCGUGCCCGACGACGUCCUGAACCAGGCCGCGGCGGCCGCGCCGCGUGGGCAGGGAACGCGUUCCUGUGCAGCGCGCGGCACCUCGAGGGCCUGCAGCAGGUCCUGCGGCGUCGGGCGCUGGAGGAGCAGAGCGCCGGGGUGCCGCGCGCCGCGCCCCUUCCGCCGGAGGUGAUCAAGGUGAUCGACUCGGGCUACUACGGCGACAGGUUCCUCAAGGACUUCGACGGCAAGACCUUCCCCAUCUCCAGCGAGGAGGUCAUUCCUGGGCACGAGUACUGCCUGGCCUUGGAGGUGCACUCUGGCGGCGCCUACUGGUCCCACCUCCCGGCCAGCGACGAGAGCAGCGGGAACAACAACAAGGUGGAGACCGUCAGCGCGUCGUCCUCCUCGGAGGGCUCCGCCGGCAUGCUGUCGCACUACGGGGCGGCACAGCGCGGGGCGGUGUUCGUCUGGCGCUGGAGACGCCUGCCACAGCUGGAGGGGGAGAACCUCCCGGGCUGGCUCGUCAAGGCGCUGAGCGGAGAGACGAACGACCCCUUGCGGAAGCUGCAGAGCGAGCUCGAAGCGGUGAGGCGGUGGCAGCAGCGGGCGGUGCUCGACACGGCGCUGCACACCAAGAAGGGCGCGGAGGUGAAGGACCCCUACAUCAGGGAGGUGUUGCGCCUGUGGCCGUGCCACGGCGAGCAGGGAGGGGAGCUGAAGACGUGCGCGUGGGUGGAGGGCCUGGACCCGAAGCUGUUCAUCGGCAAGAACGUGGCCGUGGCGCGCCUCUCCUACGACGAGGACCACACCUUCGUGCUGCACGCCGUGAUGUCGAAGCGGCAUUCCGAGGAAGAACCAGACGGGAGCAACCCGCCGUACACGCUGAAGACCACGUGGCGCAGGCGCCCCGCCGGCGUGCCCGCCGGCCUCGGGCCGCGCCGACAAGGCCCUGGGCGCGGCCCACAUGGCACACGCGCCCCCGCAGCCGGCCCCCGGCAGCGGCUGCGCGGUGCCCUCGCCGUACGCCGACUUCGGUGGCGCCUGAGGGGGUCGGUGCGUGGGCGCGGGCUCGCGCGAAACGCGAGGCCCAGCAAGGGGGGCCGCCGCCCGCUGCAGCGGAUCCGCUCCCCGUCCCCGCGGGGUCUGGGUCCCCUGCUCCCUUUGCUCGUGGCUCCCCGCCGUGCCGCUGCUCCCUUCUGCGCACCCCCCCCCCUCGACGCGUGGCCAGCUCCCGGCGCAGCCGGAUGUGAAUUCGAAGGCGGCAGGGGGGCCGCGCGACCCGCGUGGGCCCCGCGCGCGGUGUACAAUUGCUCUCGCCGCCGCCUGCCGUUGAAUCCACUGGAGUUUCCGCGCCUGUUUCCGCCGCCCCAUCGGCCCUGGGCGUCGUGGCAAGAGCACACAUGCCUGAAGUCACAGUUUCGGGCUUUCAGACUUCGUCCGCCUCCAGUGAGCUCGUUGCCUUCGGUGAGCUCACCGCGGCCCUCCUGCCUCGUCUGCUCUGGCCCCCACGACUGGGCGGCCUCCUCGAGCGGGGCUCCUCCCUCGAUUGCGAGGAGCGAGAGGACCGCGGCCCUGCCCCGUUCUUCGGAGGAGGACACGGCACCCGUACCGCUGCCCUUGCCUCUCUGUCCCCGCUUUGGGCCUCCCGGUGGGAGGCCCUCGUCGUCACCUCGUGGAUUCUGGAAAAAGCUUCCCGUGCGCGAGCUCCGCUCCUCCUGUGUGGCGGGACGGGUGCUUUUUUGGCUUCCCCCAGGCCUUGCUAGGG
Messenger RNA from Prorocentrum cordatum, 1858 nucleotides. Lineage: Eukaryota; Dinophyceae; Prorocentrales; Prorocentraceae. The record is from the annotation of a GenBank genome assembly.